This is a messenger RNA of Linum trigynum, 1396 nucleotides long. The record is from the annotation of a GenBank genome assembly. Lineage: Eukaryota; Viridiplantae; Streptophyta; Magnoliopsida; Malpighiales; Linaceae.
ACGGAUCAAUCUCCCGGGCGCUGGGAGACGAGCUUCGUUCUCCUUUGCCAAUGCGCUCCGCCGCCAUGGACUGCAACUGCCGCAUCAAGCUCCAACAGAUUUGGGACGCCAUGAUUCCAACCAAUCCAGACCUUGUUUCCUUGCACCUCAAAAACUACACCCACAACCCCGCCACCAAGGCCUCGCUCGUAUGCAACUACGACCAUGAAGAUGACCGCUGGUUCUCUGUAAACCCUCGAUCGGUUUCACUCUGCCCCGAUGGCCAACGACCGAUUCAAUUGGACCAAAGCUCGCUUCAGAGGGUCAUCUGCGGCACAGGCCACGGUCUGUUUCUUCUCGGCAAUCGAGGGGCAUUGCAUCCUGGUUACUCUCUAUGGAACCCAGCGACUCGCGAAACCAGGCACCUUCCCGACCCUCCUUUGGCACCUCCUUACUUAACACAUUCCUCUGAUCACUGUGGAGUUGGGAUAGAUUCGGUCGAGAAUGAUAUCAAGCAACUGCUGGAGGGAGUUAGAAGAGAGCUGCCCGUGUUGGGAAGGAAAGAACCUAGUCACUUGUCAUACUUACUUCGAGGGCUUCUUCUACUGGCUCGUUGAGCAGAACGAAUACGUGGUCGCAUUCGAUAUGGGGAGCGAUGUUUUCCACAGAAUCGAAUGCCCUCUUUGUGGUAAUUCGAUUGGUAGCCUAAGCGUAUAUCGCGAUUCGAUUGCUCUGUUUAGGGGGCCGUUGUUCGGUUCAAGUGUCGAUGUGUGGUUGCUGAGUGAGAGUGGCGGGCAGUGGUGUUGGAUCAAGCAAUCCAACCUUGGCCCUGUAUUGGAAAGAUCGUAUGUGAAAAGAUAUUGGAAGAAUGGUCAGUUUAUUUGUCACCAGUUUCGGCCCAAGAAUAAGUUGGUCUUAUGUGAGAUUGGUGCUCAAGAAUGUAAGGUUCUGAUACCUAAUUGCUGGCACCUCAACUACUGCUAUAUUUACAAAGAAAGUUUGGUCUCCAUCAAAUGAGGGAUAAUAGGGUUUUUUUUUUGUCUUUUGAAUUGUGAGAUACUUGGCCUGAAGCACUUUACUGUUUGGUGUGCUCUAGUUGUCUAGUUACACGAGACCAAUUUAUGUAUAGCAAUGCUGUCAACAGAAUUUCUGAGUAAUGCUAUAACCAAAUAUGCCUUUAUCUAAUUAUAAAAAGAAAGUCUUUACCUAUGUUACUUUUGUGAUUUGUUUGAUCUUAUGUUACUUUCUGGGUGCUAACAUGUUCGGUUUCUGGUUUUGCUAAAAAGUUUAGCGAUAACCGAAUCAAUAAAUUCUUAUCAGUUGAAACUUAUUAUUAGUUCAAUUAGUUGUCAGUGUUGUGAAAAUUGUUCACGUAUACUAAUUCUUCCAACGCAAGUAACAAAUAAGAUCAUGUAAU